AUGGCGCGCCAAUUUCUGGCGACGCUUCAUGAGUUCUUCGGCUCUGAGGGGCGCAAUGUGGGCACUGAUCUAUCUCAAGCCUAUCACGCCAGUGGUUCUGGCCCUUUCCUUAACAGAGCAAGUCAAGGCAUGCAAUCGACUACGCGUCUCACAUCUACACCCGAUUAUUCUGUAUCAGGCCCUUCUCUGCCUUUGUAUACGCGUUCGGAUAUCCGCCAAGGCAGCCCCGUUGCGCGAGCGUGGCGCACCAUCACGCGCUUUUGUGAUGAAAACUACGAAGAGCUGCGCGAUGCACUAAAUUGGCCCGCCACAAUCGAGCAGAUCAACACGUUACAGCACGGCCUGGGCCAGGCCUUACCUGCGGCUGUGUGCGAGUGGCUGCUCUGCUGCGAUGGUCAAGAAGUGGAAUCGUAUGCGUCAUGCAAAGACGGAUUGUUCUUCGGACUUCCAUUCCUUGGUACUGACGAUAUCCUGCGAGAGUGGCAGUUUUGGCGCCAUGUUGACAGGAACCCCGAAACUGGACUGAAUCCAGUGCUCAAGGGGCAUAUGCGCAGUUGCCCCACAAAGUGGGUACGCCGCGAAUACUCGUGCCCCGGGUGGAUCCCACUCAUUGCGGAUGGCAACGGCAACUACAUGGGCGUGGAUCUGAACCCAGACCCGACAGGACCAGGCAAGCCAGGGCAGGUCAUUCUAUUUGGACGCGAUUUUGAUACGAAGAUUGUCAUAUAUGGAUGUGACGGUCCUGAUGGCUGGGCCAAGUUUCUCCAGUCCUUUGCCGAAGAGCUCGAGGCAGGUACCACGUUUGUGAUGCAUGCCGCCGACGAGGUAAGCUCGGGUGCAUCCGAAGACCAGAUCGGUUACAGGUCGUAUUUUGCCGGCGCUGGUGACCGCGGUGGCGAGGCAGGCGUGGAAUUUCAACUCGUGGGAGAAUUUGCACACUGGCCCGUGCUAGAGUGCUGGGCUGAGCGCUCGAUCCGUGCAUGGAAAAUGCUUGGUCUCGCAGAGGAGCACCGCGACGGCCCUAUCACAUCUGAUCCGUCCUUGCCAGAAGACUUGGGCGAUAUUUCUAAAACCUCAUCAACGCACGAUCCUAUGGACCCUCUUACAACAAAUGCAUCGUCAAGAAUGCGUCGAAAAAGCUCCUCUUCCACUCACACCUCUACUCCUCCGACACAGCCCCAAAGCUUCCGAACGAGGAAGAACCUGGACUCAUAUCGCAGCACAAGCCCCACAGUACGGCGAACUAGAAUGCCGGCACCCCAGCCGCUCGUGGAUCUACCGACAAUCGAAGAUGUGCGUGCUGUCGAAGCAGUUGAUUUGUCUCAGUCUUCUCGCACUGCAUCCGCGCUUAACCCAAUUCGGAAUUUGGCACGCAACACCCUAUACCUGAAUGUCAAGGGCACAAACAGCGUUCUACCACUUCAUGAAACAGUCGAAAUGGUCCCUCGACCUAGCAACGAGCUACCACCACAGCAUUUAGAGGACAGUGCUGCGGACACGCUUCAUGAACCGUGGAAACGCACUCAUGGAAUGAGAAGCUCAGCGCAACUUUUGCAUUCUGAUACCAAUCCUGAAGGUGAAACUGUCGAUUUAGUCGAUGCACCGAAGACGGAUGUAUAG
Molecule: messenger RNA, 1620 nt
Organism: Malassezia sympodialis ATCC 42132
Lineage: Eukaryota; Fungi; Basidiomycota; Malasseziomycetes; Malasseziales; Malasseziaceae
Gene: SMI1
Exons: 2
Coding region: 1-1620 (539 amino acids)
Biological process (GO): fungal-type cell wall beta-glucan biosynthetic process
Cellular component (GO): mating projection tip
Source: RefSeq, a predicted model, not a curated record